CAGAGGACUGUCAGGAGCCUGCGAAGCGAUGCGAAAAAAUGGUGCAUGCAAACACGUUGAUGGAGAGUUCUAUGUAUGCACUGACUGCGUGCGGUAUGUUUACAUCUGAAGAAGAAUAGCGUGUGUCAAAGGGUUAUUACGAGGAAACAACUGGGAAGGUCGUUACGCGCGCCAAACGCCGACGCUGCGUAAAAACGGAUGAAACGUUAGCAACACGGAUGCGACGACAAUAAUAGCUUAGAUAUAUUUAUUUAUUUAUUAUUCCGGGAAGACGUUUACACCUGCCGUUCUUUGGGGGGAAAUACAUUAACAGUCUUUUGCAGUAUAUGUCAUCCCAUGUGACGGGCUUUCAUGGUUAAAUGGUCGCUGGCGCCUAGUAGUGGGAUGCACAUCAGUGUCCUUCCCUACUCCUUCUCCGUCGCAAUGGCCGCUCUAUAUCAGGUCACGGACGUGUCCUCUCCGGAUAAAUUUCUGGCCCUGAAAGACGUGAGGGAGGUGAAGGAGGAGACUACUCUGGAUGAAAAGCUCUUCCUACUGGCCUGUGAGAAAGGUGACUACUACAUGGUGAAGAGACUGCUGGAGGAGAAGACAGAGCUCAAUAUCAACUGUGUAGACGUGCUGGGGAGAGACGCUGUCACCAUCUCUAUAGAGAACCAAAACCUGGACAUCCUUAAGCUUCUGCUGGAGCACGGCUGCCAGGCAACAGAUGCUCUGUUAGUGGCCAUUGACUCGGAGGUGGUGGGAGCUGUGGAUAUCCUUCUCAACCAUCACCCCAGGAGGUCCUCGAAGCCCUCCAUCGCUAAACUGAUGCAGCGCAUCCAGAACCCCGAGUACUCCACCACCAUGGAUGUGGCUCCAGUGAUCCUGGCGGCCCAUAGGAACAACUAUGAGAUACUGACCAUGUUGCUGAAGCAGGAUAUCUCCCUGCCCAGGCCUCACGCUGUGGGCUGCGAGUGUACUCUCUGUAAUGCCAAGAACAAGAAGGACAGCCUACGCCACUCCAGGUUUCGUCUGGACAUCUACAGGUGCCUGGCCAGCCCGUCUCUGAUUAUGCUGACCGAGGAGGACCCCAUCCUCAGGGCCUUUGAGCUGAGUGCAGACCUCAGGGAGCUCAGCCUGGUCGAGGUGGAGUUCAGGAAUGACUAUGAGGAGCUGGCUAAGCAGUGUAAGAUGUUUGCUAAGGAUCUCCUGGCCCAGGCACGUAACUCCAGAGAACUGGAGGUGAUCCUCAACCACAUGGCCAAUGAGGACACAGUGGACAAGAGAGGCCUGAUGGAGGAACGCAUGAACCUCAGCCGCCUCAAACUAGCUAUCAAGUACAACCAGAAAGAGUUUGUGGCCCAGUCCAACUGCCAGCAGUUCCUCAACACCGUCUGGUUCGGCGAGACGGCCAGCUACCGGCGUAAACACACGUGUCUGAAGAUGUCCACGGUACUGAGCGUGGCGGUGCUGUGGCCGCUGCUCUCCCUGUGCUACCUGGUGGUGCCGCGCUCCCGCGUGGGCCAUAUCAUCCACACGCCCUUCGUCAAGUUCAUCAUACACAGUGCCUCCUACUUCACCUUCCUCCUGCUCAUCAACCUGUACUCUCUGGUGUACAACGAGGGCAAGAAGAACACCAUGGGCCCUGCCCUGGAGAUGAUCGACUACCUGCUCAUACUCUGGAUCAUAGGGAUGGUGUGGUCGGACGUGAAGCGUCUAUGGUACGAAGGCUUGGAGGACUUCCUGGAUGAGUCGAGGAAUCAGCUGAGCUUCGUCAUGAACUCUCUCUACCUGUCCACCUUCGCCCUCAAGAUAGUGGCUCACAGCAAGUUUAAGAACGUGGAGGACACAGAGAGGAAAAAUUGGGAUGCCUUCCACCCCAUCCUUGUGGCUGAGGGGCUGUUUGCCUUCGCUAACGUCCUGAGCUACCUACGACUGUUCUUCAUGUACACCACCAGCUCAAUACUGGGCCCACUGCAGAUCUCCGUUGGCCAGAUGCUGCAGGAGUUUGGUAAGUUCCUGGGUCUGUUUCUGCUGGUGCUCAUCUCUUUCACCAUCGGCCUGACGCAGCUCUACGGGAAGGAUCAGAAGGACCCGGCCAAGAGUCCCGCCAAAGACUGUGAGGGCAUCUUCUGUCAGCAGCAGAGCAACGACGCCUUCCACACGUUCAUGGGAACGUGCUACGCACUGUUCUGGUACAUCUUCUCUCUGGCCCACGUGGCUCUCUUCGUGACCCGGAUCAACUACACGGAGGAGCUGAGGUCAUUUGUGGGAGCCCUCAUCGUGGGCACGUACAACAUCGUGGUGGUCAUCGUUCUCACCAAGCUGCUGGUCGCCAUGCUCCACAAGAGCUUCAGGCAGAUCGCUAACCACGAGGAUAAGGAGUGGAAGUUUGCCCGCGCCAAGCUGUGGCUGAGCUACUUUGACGACAAGUGUACCCUGCCGCCGCCCUUCAACAUCCUACCCUCCCCCAAGACAGUGUGUUACCUUCUGACCAGUAUGAGUAAAUGGAUCUGCUCCCACACCUCCACGGGGAAGGUCAAGAGACAGAACAGCCUCAAGGAGUGGAGAAACCUGAAGCGGAAGCGUGAUGAGAACUACCAGAAGAUCAUGUGUUGCCUUGUCCAUCGCUACCUGACGUCCACCAGGCAGAAGAUGCAGAGCACCGACCAGGCCACCGUAGAGAACCUCAACGACCUGCGGCAGGACCUCUCCAAGUUCCGCAAUGAGAUGAGAGACCUGCUGGGAUUCAGAACCUCCAAGUACGCCAUGUUCUACCCCCGGAGCUAAGACUGACCUGAUCUGAACCUCAACCCAACCAUGUUCUACCCUUGGAGCUGGAACUGAUCUGGUCUCAACCUGCACCCAACCUCAACCGGCCAGCUAAGACUGGCUUCAACCCCAACAUCAACCCCAACCACCUCUGUUAGCCUCUUCACCCAGGGGGUCCUAUCUCUGACCCUAGCAUGCUCAGAAAUGACCUUGUGUCCAGUCACAGAGAGACAUUUAAACCUGGAACUCCACUGGAAAUAUAUAUAUAUUCUGCACCAAAGUCUCCAGAUUCACCCAGAUCCCUUAUGUAAUAAUAUUCAGUCAUCCUACUUGUUUUCUAAAAUUGUCAUUGUUUUCAACAAUGGACUUAAUAAAAUGUAAUGGAAAAUA
Messenger RNA from Oncorhynchus masou masou (cherry salmon), 3141 nucleotides. It is a transcript of the gene trpc1, whose product is annotated as transient receptor potential cation channel, subfamily C, member 1. The transcript has 13 exons. NCBI's taxonomy places the organism in Eukaryota, Metazoa, Chordata, Actinopteri, Salmoniformes, Salmonidae. Gene Ontology annotation, cellular component: cation channel complex; plasma membrane. The record is from RefSeq and is a predicted model, not a curated record. Gene Ontology annotation, biological process: regulation of cytosolic calcium ion concentration; calcium ion transmembrane transport. Gene Ontology annotation, molecular function: store-operated calcium channel activity; inositol 1,4,5 trisphosphate binding; protein binding. The coding region runs from base 352 to 2769 and encodes 805 amino acids.